Messenger RNA from Quercus robur (English oak), 1503 nucleotides. RefSeq lists its product as uncharacterized. The transcript has 3 exons. The record is from RefSeq and is a predicted model, not a curated record. Gene Ontology annotation, biological process: DNA integration. The coding region runs from base 1 to 1503 and encodes 500 amino acids. Gene Ontology annotation, molecular function: RNA-DNA hybrid ribonuclease activity; nucleic acid binding. Lineage: Eukaryota; Viridiplantae; Streptophyta; Magnoliopsida; Fagales; Fagaceae.
AUGUCGGGGUCACCAAGUGCUGAUGGGAAACUGGUCAACACGGUCUCUCAGCAUGAGCAUAAUAGGUGGAAAGCACACAUCGAUGGUGCAGCAAACCAAAGGGGCUCAGGAGUGGGGCUUGUUCUAGUCUCUCCCGAAGGGAUAACCAUAGAGAAGUCGCUGAGGCUCGGAUUCUCUGCCACGAAUAACGAAGCCGAGUAUGAGGCACUGUUGAAGGGGAUGUCAAUGAUUUGGAAAUUGGGUGGAAAAUGCGCAAGCAUCUUCUCAGACUCGAGACUCGUUGUGGGACAAGUAAAUGGGGAAUUGGAGGCGAAGGAUGAAAGGAUGCAAGGUUACCUGGCCCGGGCUAAACACGUGCAGACCCAUUUCGAUGACUUCCGUGUAACCCAUAUACCCAGGAGUGGGAACACCCAUGCUGACUCUCUCGCAACACUGGCCACCUCCUCUGCUCAGCUCCUUCCGCGGGUUAUUUUAGUUGAAGAUCUCUGCCGCCCAACAACAGAGAAGGCUAACGGAAUUCGGGUACAUAACGUCAGGGUAGGACCUAGCUGGAUGGACCCCCUGGUGCUGUUCUUAAAGCACGACACCUUGCCGGACGAUAAGGUUGAGGCUGACAAGAUCAGGAGGAAAGCUUCUCGAUUCUGGCUGUCCGAGGACUCCAAGCUUUACCGACGCUCAUUCUCGGGGCCAUACCUGCUGUGUGUGCACCCAGAGGCUACAGAACUCAUACUGGAAGAGUUACACGAAGGGAUCUGUGGAAGCCAUACGGGGGGGUCGUUCCCCAAAGCGGCUGGGAACAAGAAGUUUCUUCUCGUUGGCACCGAUUACUUCACGAAGUGGGUCGAAGUUGAGGCGCUGGCAAACAUCAGGGACGUCGAUGUCAAGAAAUUUGUCUGGAAAAAUAUUAUCACUAGGUUCGGGACCCCGCACACCCUGAUCUCGGACAACGGCCUCCAAUUUGACAGCAAGGCCUUUAGAGAAUAUUGCAAUGAGCUGGGGAUUAUCAACCGAUACUCCACACCGGCCUACCCACAGGGUAAUGGACAGGCAGAAGCCAUCAACAAAACCAUAGUCCACGGGAGAAACCCCCUUUCAUUGACCUACGGAGCCGAGGCUGUCAUCCCACUGGAGAUAAACUUCCCCACCCAGAGGACUACUGCCUUCAACCCCAUUGCUAACAACAGCCUUCUGGAAAAAAGCCUGGAUCUCCUCGAAGAGAGAAGGGAAAGUGCGAUGGUUCACCUAGCUUAUUAUCAGCAAAAGCUCAAACAGGGCUACGACGCCAAGAUGAAGUCAAGGCCCUUGACGCUCGGGGAUCUAAUGCUGAGGAAAGUCCUGGGCACCGCAAGGAACCCUGCAUGGGGAAAGCUUGGACCAAACUGGGAGGGCCCAUACCGUAUCACAUCCGUAGCCGGCAUUGGGGCAUACUUUUUGGAAGACUUGGACGAACAUGUAGUACCACGUCCGUGGAAUGUAAAUAACCUGAAAAGGUACUGCUAUUAA